UCCUGAGCUCGCAGGGUGCUCCCCGUGUGCCCGCCGGCCCUCCCCGCAGCGUGACCGGGCGCCGUGGCCGCGGGGAGGGGGUCCGCUUCGUCGCCGACGGCGGGAGGCCUUUUUUCCGCGCAGACCGUCUCCCCCUCCUCCCCUGCCGGUCUUCCGCGACGCGCUCCCUUGUUCGUUCUUGCCCUGCCCGGCUGCACGCCGCCGCCGCAGGCGCCGACGAGCGGAGCGCGAACGCCCCUGCUCCCGGUGCGGCCCGGAGCCCCGCCGCGGCCGCUCCGUCCCCACAGUCCGAGCCGCGACGCUCGGCGGCGGCGCCUCGAGCCUGAGCGACCCGCGGCCGCCGGCGCUGGCCGAGGGCGAUGGGGCUGGGUUGAGGACAGGCGGCAGCGGCGGCGGCGGCGGUGAAAGCGGCCGCCCGGCCCCCUGCGGCCUUUUGGCUGCCCGGGCCGGGAGGCCGCCGAGGAGUCAGCACGGCGGCGCGACUGGACUGACAGAAGCGUCCUAGGAUCUUGGGUGUCUGGACAUAAGAGGCUCUAAAAUAAAUACUUGUUAUCUUCACCUGUUGUGUGAAGCACAGCACCUAUCAAGCCUCUGUAGAAAUGGACAAAGAAGAAAGGAAGACUAUCAACAAGGGUCAAGAAGAUGAAAUGGAGAUACAUGGCUAUAACUUAUGCCACUGGAAGCUUGCCAUGGUUUCCAUAGGAGUGAUUUGUACUGGUGGUUUUCUCCUCCUCCUCCUCUAUUGGAUGCCUGAGUGGCGAGUGAAAGCCACAUGCGUUAGAGCUGCAGUUAAAGACUGUGAAGUGGUGCUGCUCAGGACUACUGAUGAAUUUAGAAUGUGGUUUUGUGCAAAAAUUCGCUUUCUUCCUCUGGAAAAUCAACCAAAUUUUAAUACAAAAUCUGUAGUUAAUAAGGUUUCUAAUGGCCAUGCUGUUCAUUUAACUGAGAAUCUGACUGAAGAAAAUAGAUGCGAGAUGAAUAAAUACUCACAGACUCAGUCCCAACAGAUGCGUUAUUUCACCCACCAUAGCAUAAAAUAUUUCUGGAAUGAUACCAUUCACAAUUUUGAUUUCUUAAAGGGACUGGAUGAAGGUGUUUCUUGUACAUCAAUUUAUGAAAAGCAUAGUGCAGGACUGACAAAGGGGAUGCAUGCCUACAGAAAGUUGAUUUAUGGAGUAAAUGAAAUUGCUGUGAAAGUGCCUUCUGUUUUUAAGCUUCUAAUUAAAGAGGUUCUCAACCCAUUUUACAUUUUCCAGCUGUUCAGUGUUAUCCUGUGGAGCAUUGAUGAAUACUAUUAUUAUGCUCUAGCCAUUGUGAUCAUGUCCAUAGUAUCCAUUAUAAGCUCACUAUAUUCCAUUAGGAAGCAAUAUGUUAUGUUACAUGAUAUGGUGGCAACUCACAGUACUGUGAGAGUUUCAGUUUGUAGAGUAAAUGAAGAAAUAGAAGAAAUCUUUUCUACAGACCUUGUGCCUGGAGAUGUCAUGAUCAUUCCAUUAAAUGGGACAGUCAUGCCUUGUGAUGCAGUACUUAUUAAUGGUACUUGCAUUGUAAAUGAAAGCAUGUUAACAGGGGAAAGUGUUCCAGUGACAAAGACUAACUUGCCAAACCCUUCAGUGGAUGUAAAAGGAACGGGGGAGGAGUUGUACAGUCCAGAGACACACAAGAGACACACUCUGUUUUGUGGGACAACUGUUAUUCAGACCCGUUUUUACACUGGAGAACUUGUGAAAGCCAUAGUAGUUAGAACAGGAUUUAGUACUUCCAAAGGACAGCUUGUUCGUUCUAUACUGUAUCCCAAGCCAACUGAUUUUAAACUCUAUAGAGAUGCCUACUUGUUUCUGCUGUGUCUUGUGGUGGUGGCUGGCAUUGGGUUUAUCUAUACAAUCAUCAAUAGCAUUUUAAAUAAGGAAGAAGUUCAGGAAAUAAUUAUUAAGUCUCUUGAUAUCAUUACAAUUACUGUGCCACCUGCACUACCUGCUGCAAUGACUGCUGGAAUUGUAUAUGCUCAGAGAAGACUGAAAAAAGUUGGGAUUUUCUGUAUCAGUCCCCAAAGGAUAAAUAUCUGUGGACAGCUGAAUCUUGUUUGCUUUGAUAAGACUGGAACUCUUACCGAAGAUGGUUUAGAUCUCUGGGGAAUUCAGCGAGUGGAAAAUACCCGAUUUCUUUUACCAGAAGACAAUGUUUGCAGUGAGAUAUUGGUAAAAUCUCAAUUUGUUGCUUGCAUGGCUACUUGUCAUUCACUUACAAAAAUUGAAGGUGUUCUUUCUGGUGACCCACUUGAUUUGAAAAUGUUUGAAGCCAUUGGAUGGAUUUUGGAAGAAGCAACUGAGGAAGAAACAGCACUUCAUAACCGAAUUAUGCCCACUGUGGUUCGUCCUUCCAAACAGCUGUUUCCUGAAUCUACAGCUGUAGGAAACCAAGAAAUGGAGCUGUUUGAACUACCAGCUGUUUAUGAGAUAGGAAUUGUUCGACAGUUCCCAUUUUCUUCUGCUUUACAACGGAUGAGUGUGGUUGCAAGGAUACUAGGUGACAAGAAAAUGGAUGCCUACAUGAAAGGAGCCCCUGAGGUUAUUGCCAGUCUUUGUAAACCUGAAACAGUUCCAAUUGAUUUUGAGAAAGUUUUAGAAGAUUAUACCAAACAAGGCUUCCGUGUGAUUGCUCUUGCACACAGAAAAUUGGAGUCAAAACUGACGUGGCAUAAAGUACAACAUAUUAGCAGAGAUGCCAUUGAAAACAACAUGGAUUUUAUGGGAUUGAUUAUAAUGCAGAACAAAUUAAAACAGGAAACCCCUGCAGUACUUGAAGAUUUGCAUAAAGCCAACAUUCGAACUGUCAUGGUCACAGGUGACAACAUGUUGACGGCUGUCUCUGUGGCCAGAGACUGUGGAAUGAUUCUACCUCAGGAUAAAGUUAUUAUUGCUGAAGCAUUACCUCCAAAGGAUGGGAAAGUUGCCAAGAUCAAUUGGCAUUAUGCAGACUCCCUAACACAGUGUAAUGAAUCAUCAGCAAUUGACUCAGAGGCUAUUCCGAUUAAACUUGCCCAUGAUAGUUUAGAGGAUCUUCCGUCAACUCGCUAUCAUUUUGCGAUGAAUGGAAAGUCAUUUUCAGUGAUACUCGAACAUUUUCAAGAUCUUGUUCCGAAGUUGAUGUUACAUGGCACCGUGUUUGCUCGAAUGGCACCAGAUCAGAAGACACAAUUGGUAGAAGCAUUGCAAAAUGUAGAUUACUUUGUUGGGAUGUGCGGUGAUGGUGCAAAUGAUUGUGGUGCUUUGAAGAGGGCACAUGGUGGCAUUUCCUUGUCUGAGCUUGAAGCUUCCGUGGCGUCUCCUUUUACUUCUAAGACACCUAGUAUUUCCUGUGUGCCGAACCUCAUCAGGGAGGGCCGUGCUGCUUUAAUGACAUCUUUCUGUGUGUUUAAAUUUAUGGCAUUAUACAGCAUCAUACAAUACUUCAGUGUUACUCUCCUGUAUUCUAUCUUGAGUAACCUGGGAGACUUUCAGUUUCUCUUCAUUGAUCUGGCAAUCAUUUUGGUAGUGGUAUUUACAAUGAGUUUGAAUCCUGCCUGGAAAGAACUUGUGGCACAGAGACCACCUUCAGGCCUUAUAUCUGGGGCACUCCUCUUCUCCGUCUUGUCUCAGAUUGUCAUCUCUGUUGGAUUUCAGUCGCUGGGCUUUUUCUGGGUCAAGCAGUAUAAAGUGUGUGAUCCAUAUUCAGAUGUUUGUAAUACAACAAGAAGCGGGUGUUGGAACUCAUCGCAUUUGUACAACGGAACUGAACUUGAUGCGUGUACAAUACAAAAUUAUGAAAAUACCACAGUAUUUUUUAUCUCCAGUUUUCAGUACCUCACAGUGGCGGUUGCCUUUUCAAAAGGAAAACCAUUCAGGCAGCCUUGCUACAAGAAUUAUUUUUUUGUUAUAUCUGUGAUUAUUUUGUAUGUUUUCAUACUAUUCAUCAUGUUGCAUCCAGUUGCCUCUGUUGACCAGGUUCUUGAGAUUGUAUGUGUACCAUACCAGUGGCGUAUACAUAUGCUUAUCAUUGUUCUUAUCAAUGCCUUCGUGUCUAUCACGGUCGAGAGCUUCUUCCUUGACACGGUCCUUUGGAAGGUUGUGUUCAGUCGAGACAAACAAGGAGAGUAUCGUUUCACCACCACACAGCCACCGCAGGAGUCAGUGGAUCGGUGGGGAAAAUGUUGCUUGUCCUGGGCCUUGAGCUGCAGAAAGAAGACACCAAAAGCAAAAUACAUGUACCUGGCGCAGGAGCUCCGAGAUGACCCUGAAUGGCCACCUAAGCCUCAGACCACGACGGAAGCCAAAACUGCAGUAAAGGAGAAUGGAUCAUGUCAGAUCAGCACCAUAGCAUAGCAGAGACCGUCCCUGCUGUGCGAGAGACAGUGUUCAGGAGGAUGUGAUGCUAGGUGUCAGAAUGGCACUGUUUCAGUUUAUAUCCCUCUCAUAAGACAGUAGUUGAUUAAAAAAAAAAAAAAAAACAGUAAAAGGGCAUUUGCCUCACAGUUAUUAGCUAUCAGUCUGGCUAGAUCUUCAUGCAGUAACCUAAAUAUGAUAUACACUUUAUAUUGGGUAUGAGAGAGCUGUUAGGUUUUUUAAAUUUUUACCUUUUGACACUAGUCUGCCUCUUUAAUUUUCACAAGCCCUUUAUUAGCUAGUUCCUUUUAUAUAUAGACCCUAAAUUGGGACUGUUAAAAAUUUAUGGUUGUUAAUUGUGAUUAGCCUUCCGUGAAUGAAAAUAGGUUGAAGUCUGUUUUGAUUCCAGUGUUUCUCCCAAAGAAUUCUAUGUUACAUAUACCAGUUUCUGAAGAAGGAGUGAGUUUGUGUGUUAUUGUUGGUAGAGCAUCUCAGGUAACUUCCAUUUCUGGUUUUAUAUUGUGUGUAGACUGUCUGGUAUCACUUUCUAGCCAGCAAGGUGCUUCUCUGCUGUCUUGAUAGCUUUUGUAACAUUUGUGGGUCUCAUGCCGUGUCCGACAUCAACAGCCCAGUUGGCCUCAUUAAAAACGUUCUUUGUCACUAGAAAAGUUUUAUUUCUGAGUCAGGCAUGGUGAUACAGGCCUGUACUCCUACACAGGAGACUGAGGCAGGAGGAGUGUCCUUAGUCCAGGGAUAUCCUAGAGUAGAGCCCUGUCUCAAAAUACAUGCAUGCAGAGAGAGAUGAUCCUUUCUCUUGGUGGUAGACCUCGCAUCUCUUCAUACCCGCUGUUUGUUUUUCUUUCAGGAUUUAUAUCAUUUUAAAUGCUCGCUCUCUCUUUUUAUAACCUAAAGGAAUAGGAUAAAUUUGUUGUUUGGUUUGGUUGUUGUUGUUGGUUUGGUUUUUGAGUUAGAGCUUAACCUUGGUGUAUGGCUCUGCUCAGUGAAUACUGAGUGUGGCUUUUACAAAGCAAUGUGAACGUGAGUAGAGCUUGUUUUAUGCCAUUACGUGGCACCAGAGGUCAGCGCAUGCCUGUUUUGUUACAAGUGAGCUUGAGAAAAUAAAGUAUACACAUUUAUUGAGCCAAAAGAAAUGUAGAAAGCAUUUUUCACGCUUGUGUGAUUAAUCUGAUUAAUGUUCAGUUCUCAAAGAACUUCCACAAUGCCUUCCUAGGUAGGACUUGGGAGUUUGGCCGUGCCCACAGUUAUGAUGAACUUGGGGAGCUGGCAUUGCUAUAAAAACGGACCCUGAAUUAGUGAAGCAGUGUGAGGUUAUUCUAUGUUCUUUCUUAGCUAACCACAUGUUACAUUUUUCACUCGUAGUUGAUCAUACUGUCCCAGUACAUACUUACCAGUUUACCAGAUGUUACCAGUACAUACUUACCAGUUUACCAGAUGUUACCAGUACAUACUUAACCAGUUUACCAGAUGUUGUUACCCAGAUUUCUGGAACCAUUUUUUUUUUUUAUUAUUUUUGUGUUGCAGAGACCUGAAUGAUGUUUGAUAAUUGUAGAAAAAAAUGUAAAUUAUUCUCAGGAUCACUGUUACUGCUAUUGCCACUAGUGAUUCUUACAAAACACAUAAUCGAAUUUUUCCAACAAAAUGUAUGAUAUUACUAUAUGUUAGAUGAUAAGAACAAUUGUCCCAUGAAUGAUUCUAUGAAGCUAUGCAUCUUAGACCUCUUGAGCUGUGAAUUAGCACUAUUUUCUAUAAUUACUUAUUCUCUGUUGUUUUAUAUUGUCCAUAUUCAUUUCAAAUAAUGCUCAUAUUAUUCUUAGUGAUUUUUCUGAAUUGUUAAGUCUUUUUUUUUUUUUUUUGGUUUAAAUGCAGAAGCAUAUAAUUAAUUUCUAGCUGCAGCUUAGAAACCCAAUAUCAAUUGUAUUUAACACCCUCAAGAGAAUGGUCAUAAAAGGCUAUUUUUGACACAUACUCUUUUUAAUAUUUAGAGUUGAUAAGGGUUUAUAUUUCAUCUGUCUGUGUUGUUCACAAAGGAAACAAGGUUUUAUGUAGGUGAGAGAAAGCAUUUGUAGGAAGUUAGAUUUGAACAUAGACAGGGUAGGUUGUUCCAGUGAGAAUAUUGUUUGUGGAAUGUCUGUGAGUUCAGACAUGGGUCCUGCUUAGUACCGUAGGUAGACGGAGUCUUCUGUAGGUCACCGUCACAUAGAGAUUUGGGUCCUGGAUUUUACAUUAAAUUAUUUGAGUAUAUACAGACCUAAAUUUUAAAAUCUGUACAUAUAUUAUUUUGAUGUAUUAAGAUUGAUAAUAUUGCUGAUUUAAAUUUUAUUUAUGCACAUACUUAAAGGACAGAAAUGUCCAGGAAAGUAAUUGUUAAAUAAUGAUAUGUAACUUUUUAACUUUUUAAAUAAAUAAGAUUUUUUAAUGUGGGUCUCCCUCAGGGUUGUUUAAAGUUGUUUUCCUCCAUCAAAUAUAAACAAAUAGUGGUAACUGUUUUCUAUCUUCCAGCACCAACUGCUGUAUAGCAAUGCUGCAGAUAGUGCUUGAGUGAGUGGAAAAACCAACAAUAAACCAGUACUUUUAUAAGUUUUAUAAGCCUGAGAUUUGGAAGAUUUCCAAAUUGCACUUGCAUUUAAGUAAACCUGUUAAUGUUUUUACACUAUUUAUUUUGUUUCCCAUGUUGAUGAAAGUUCUGCACAGUUUCAAAGGCAUGGUAAAUAAUGUGUCAUAUAUAUAUAGAUGUGUAUUAUAUUAUAUAUAUUAUAUGUGGCAUAUAAUAUAUAUAAUAUAUAAUACACAUAUGUAAAACCUGUUCCAAAAGCAGCAAGAGCUCAUAUGCAGUGAGGAGCAACAUCUAAUUUUAUGCAUGCAGAUUUGAUGUGUCUAAGAAAAGGGUUUUGUAUAUUUAUGGUGGGAGGUUACUGGGAACUUUUAACGAGAUAGGGUAUUAACUUUUGUACAGUCUGGACAUUUACAUGUAUUUUUAAUGUAUUACAAUUUGGUAAUUAUGUGCACAUGAAAUUAAUAAAAGUUACUUCCUGUUAUGAUUUGUGAACUCCCUAAGACCGUGAAUUUUUUAAGUAACUUUAUAUAUCAGAAUGAUACCACAUCUUUAUAUUUUUAAAAUUGUAUUGCUGCUCAAGAAUGGUACCCCGAUGUCAGAAAGGUAGAUAUUCACAAUUGUACAUUCAGCAUUGUAAAUAACCUUAUGAGAUCUUUUUGAUUGAAGCUAUUCAAAAUAAAAAUUUUAAUAAAUUAAAUUU
Messenger RNA from Chionomys nivalis (European snow vole), 7636 nucleotides. It is a transcript of the gene Atp13a3, whose product is annotated as ATPase 13A3. NCBI's taxonomy places the organism in Eukaryota, Metazoa, Chordata, Mammalia, Rodentia, Cricetidae. The transcript has 35 exons. The coding region runs from base 600 to 4361 and encodes 1253 amino acids. The record is from RefSeq and is a predicted model, not a curated record. Gene Ontology annotation, cellular component: late endosome membrane. Gene Ontology annotation, biological process: polyamine transmembrane transport; intracellular calcium ion homeostasis. Gene Ontology annotation, molecular function: ATP binding; polyamine transmembrane transporter activity; ATP hydrolysis activity.